Molecule: messenger RNA, 4506 nt
Organism: Telopea speciosissima
Lineage: Eukaryota; Viridiplantae; Streptophyta; Magnoliopsida; Proteales; Proteaceae
Exons: 18
Coding region: 818-4159 (1113 amino acids)
Molecular function (GO): hydrolase activity, acting on ester bonds
Source: RefSeq, a predicted model, not a curated record
UUCAAAACCAAAAGCAGAUCUGUCUUAGCGGAGUACUAUAUCUACUAUUUUCGGGUGAGAAAGGAACUUUAAUGUUCUCCAUUAGGCAUUUUAUAGAUCGGUUUUGCUCUCAGAUACGACCUUCAACAGUGAAUUCAAAACAAAUAGUUGGGGAAACACUUGUUUCCUCUCAGAACGAGCUCGAGAUCGAUCGGUUUCACCAUAGGAAUCCCUUUUAACAAGAUUUUUAUUCUCAUAAGGUCAACAUAGAAAGUUUCUUAUAACUGCAUAGAUCACGCUGUUCGAUCUGACAGAAUAUGAAACUCGUCGCUGAUGGAACUUGCAAUAGUACGGUUCGGCCUUCAGAUUGCAGUCCGUAAUGUAAAUGAGGCGGAUUAGGAUUUUUGAGUCUGUCGAUCGAUCUGAAACUGUUUCCCACUCCCUUUUCCUGGCUUAGAAAGAGUUGGAAUUGAAGAGAUUUUGCUUGGAUCUUUAGAUUUUUGGCUGAAGAUCGCUGUGCACGGCGCUGUACAUUAAUUACACUAAGGAAGAUCUUGCUCAUUUGCUUAACGUGUUCCUAGAAUCUCGCCAAUACGCACUGAGCUGGUUAGGGUGAUUUCUUCGAGUUCAAACUUCAUAUUCGGAUUGUGUAUUUGACUGUUCAAGGUCUUCCAAGUGAGAUUUCUGUUGUUGUAGUAGGUUUAUAGACUUGCGGUAUAGCCGGAAGCUGAAUCAUAUUAAGCAGUAGGCUGCUUGAUUGCAAUUUGAGUGCCUGUUCACUCGGCUUGGAGUUUGUGUUGCUUAGUGACUUGGCUUGGCAUAGAGUUCGAUUUUGACAAUGCAGGGUUUCAGAGCCAAAAGCAGAAUAGCAGUUCUGAUUAUUACAGCGGCAUGGAUUGGUCUUGCUGCUCUAUACGGUUUGUUGAAACCCGUUCCAAAUGGUUGUAACAUGACUUACAUGUAUCCUACAUACAUUCCUAUUUCUACUCCUGCAAACGUUUCUUCCGCAAAAUAUGGAUUGUUCUUGUAUCACGAAGGAUGGAAAAAGAUUGAUUUUAAGGAGCAUCUCCAGAAGCUUAAUGGCGUUCCUGUUCUUUUUAUUCCAGGAAAUGGUGGAAGCUACAAACAGGUACGCUCCUUGGCAGCAGAAUCUGAUAGGGCUUAUCAAGGAGGUCCACUCGAGCGUAUGUUUUACAAGGAAGCAUCUCCUUUGCCUGAUGAGGGAGUAGAUAAUAUGGAUGUUAAUGGACUUUCAUUACCCAACCAGUAUUCACGGAUGUUGGAUUGGUUUGCUGUCGACCUUGAAGAAGAACAUUCUGCAAUGGAUGGUCGGAUAAUUGAAGAACAUACAGAAUAUGUUGUCCAUGCUAUUCACAGGAUUUUGGAUCAGUAUAAGGAGUCUCACAUUGCUCAAUCUAAAGGUGGUGAAACCACUGCGAAGUUGCCUAGAAGUGUGAUAUUAGUUGGUCACUCCAUGGGCGGUUUUGUUGCUAGAGCUGCAAUUGUGCAUCCACAUUUGAGGAAGUCAGCUGUUGAAACUGUUUUGACUCUUUCAAGUCCACACCAGUCACCUCCUGUGGCGUUGCAGCCAUCCUUGGGUCAAUACUUUGCGAGUGUAAAUGAGGAAUGGAGAAAAGGAUACGGGGUUCAUACACAUGCAGGCAAUUGGGUGUCUGAACCUGCACUUUCUCAUGUCGUUGUUGUUUCUAUUUCUGGUGGCAUUCGAGAUUACCAGGUUCGGUCAAAGCUGGAAUCUGUUGAUGGACUUGUGCCCCCAACUCAUGGUUUCAUGAUAGGUAGUACAAGCAUGAAGAAUGUAUGGCUGUCAAUGGAGCACCAGGCUAUUCUAUGGUGUAAUCAAUUGGUUGUACAGGUUUCACACACACUUCUUAGUUUGGUCGACUCCGAAACAGGUCAACCAUAUCUUAGCCCUAAAAAAAGACUUGCUGUAUUCACUAGUAUGCUUCGCAGUGGGAUAUCACAGAGUUUUAAAUGGACGAGGCAUUCAAAAUCAUCUGAGCUUUCCAAUCGUGUUAUGGAUGAUAACAAGAAAGAUGUUGCUGGGUCUAAGGCACAGAUUUUAUCCCCUUGUCCACGAUAUGUUCAUUGGAGUGAUGAUGGCCUUGAUAGGGACUUAUACAUUCAGACAACUACUGUAACUGUUUUGGCAAUGGAUGGGAGGAGGCGGUGGUUGGAUAUACAGAAACUGGGAUCAAAUGGAAAAAGCCACUUCAUGUUUGUUACAAACCUUGCUCCAUGUUCUGGAGUAAGAGUUCAUCUUUGGCCUGAGAAGGGUAAAACAACUUCAGAAACACCACCUAGUAAAGGGGUCCUGGAGGUAACAACAAAGAUGGUGAACAUUCCAGCUGGACCAGCUCCAAGGCAGAUUGAACCAGGUGGCCAGACAGAACAAGCACCUCCAUCUGCUGUAAUUCUACUGGGUCCUGAUGAUAUGCAUGCAUUUCGAUUCCUCACGAUCUCAGUUGCUCCUCGCCCGACUGUGUCAGGUAGACCACCACCAGCCGCUUCCAUGGGAGUUGGACAGUUCUUUAAUCCAGAAGAAGGGGAGCAAGAGUUAUCUGCUUGGUCUAUGCUUCGUUCUGCCUUUUCUCAAGAGGAACUUUUGCUGAAGGAGGAUCAUCCUCUUGCAGUGAAUCUUUCAUUCUCUGUAAGCUUAGGGCUUUUUCCUGUGGCUUUGUCUGUGAGAACACUAGGCUGUGGAAUAAAAAAAUCUGGUCUUCCAGAUGAAGAAGCUGGUGGUUUGGAUCAUAGCAAGCUCUGCAAACUGCGUUGUUUCCCACCUGUAGCAUUUGCUUGGGAUACAACAUUGGAUCUUCACAUAAUUCCAAAUUUGUAUUCUGAGACAAUUGUUGUGGAUUCUGCACCAGCAUUUUGGGAUUCAACUCAAGGGUCUGACAGGACUACUGUUUUGUUGCUGGUAGAUCCACAUUGUUCAUACAAAAUCACUGCUGCUGUCUCUGUCAGUGCUUCAGCCAGCAGAUUUCUGCUUUUAUACUAUUCACAGAUGGUUGGUUUUUCGAUAGCUGUUAUAUUUUUUGCUUUGAUGCGACAAGCACGUGCUUGGGAGCUGGAUUUGCCUCUUCCCUCCUUGCUGGAAGCUGUGGAAUCCAAUUUGAGAAUGCCAUCGUCCUUUCUGCUUCUAGCUGUAGUACCCAUUUUGAUUUCCUUGUUCAUCUCCCUGCUUACUUCGCAGCCAUUCCCUCCACUAACCAGCUUCGUUAUCGUUUCCAUAAUUUGCUAUUCAUUUGCAAAUGGAACUGUCAUCAUGCUGAUUUUAAUCUCCCAAUUUGUCCUAUAUUUGGUUGCCAUUCUACAUGUUUUCAUCAAGAUACGGUGGCAAGUGUGGGAUGAAAAUUUCCAUUUUACAUUUCCCCAUCGAUUCCUUAGGCUUUUCUCCAGUUUCCUUUCAUUUAAGGCAUUGCGGAUUCUCAGAGGCAAUACAACUCUUGUUACGGCACUUGUUGCCUCUGCUUUGGUGUGUUUUGUUCAUCCGGCAUUGGGUCUGCUCAUAUUGCUUCUAUCUCAUGCUUUAAAUUGUCAUACUGCUCUCUGCAGUGUUUUGGCGGCUUCAUUUCGCAGCCACGCUCGAAGAAAGGAGUUUGAUGCCAAAAUCAACGGCAAUGAUGUUUCUGAACAGUUGAAUCACAGAUCAGGCAGUGGAUUCAACCCUCUUCUUCCUCUGGAGGAAAACUUCCCUCACAGUCCACACACUGCAAAAAGCUUCGGUGACACACAAUUAGAGAUCUUCAACUAUUGGCAUGGCUUGCUGAUGUUGCACCUCCUUGCAGCCCUCAUGUUUGUACCGUCGCUUUUGGCUUGGUUGCAGAGAUUUGGGAUGGGUGAAAGCUUUACGUGGUUCUUGGACUCUGCUCUUUGCAUUGGUGUCAUCCUCCAUGGACUAUGCUGGUCAAAUCCUGGGUUUAAUUCCCUUUCUUUUGCAUUUUCAGGCAUCUGGGGCCAGGAAGUUGGCCUGAGCUUUAUCUACCUUUUUGCUGGAUACUAUUCAUAUGUAGUUGGCCUUGCUUUGGUUCCCUACAAAACGUUUUACGCUAUGGCUGUCAUUGGGGCCAUUUCCUUGGCUUUAAGGAUCAUUGAGAGAAGGAGCAGAGAGAGGGGGGAGGCAUAUUUUAGCAGCCGGAGGCAUUCUCAUAGACACUGAUGCAGCUUAUCUUUCCAAAAGCUAUGCAAACCAAACUAGCAAAGCAGGUAGCAGCUCCUCCCAUUUGCAUUUUCCCUUUUCGUGCUACAUGGUGAUAUAGUGACAGGCACCAUGGAUACAGCCUGGUUGCCAGAGGUUUUGCAGUUCCGAUGUCUUUAGAGACCUGAUUUGACAAUGUUUAUGAUGAGUGAGGAUGAAGGAAACAGAGGUUCUAAUUGUGUGUGUGUGCCCUCAUCCGGGCUUGUGAAAUUUCAUUUCAAUUGCCCCCCACCCCCUCAGAAUGUAGAUAUUACAUGGAAAGUGUGGGAAAGUUUCAAUUAUGCCAGUUUCAACACUCAUUUAGCCAA